UUGCCAAACCUUUCUGUUCGUCGUUGUCAGGCCACCUAUCCCGCGGUGUCCGGUAGCCCAGACUUCAGACCCCCCUGGCCCCAACCAGUGUACGGAGCCCCCGAAUCAGCUGAUGGCGGUAGUGGCUUCUACCCAAAGGAGGGUGUUGGCUCUCCCGCGGAUGGCUACGCUAACUUGCCAGUGGAUGAUGAAGAACGACGUUUAGACCCAGCUGCUGCUGCUGCUGCCGGCGCACAAACCGUACCACCCAGUGGCCCGGCCUAUCAGCACCCUCUGGUCAGCGGUAUGGAUCAGAGAGCUGGCAACUCCGGCUCUCCUAGUGUGGUUGGUGGUAAUCCCUACCCGACUGACGAUGAGGAUUAUAACCGCCGUUACGAUGGAGGUGACGCUGUGCAGAACUCCGGCUUCCCGCCCGCAGACAACUACUAUAACCAGAACCAACCGCAACCGGGUCAACCAGACCCCAACGCUCCCCAGUGGCGAACGCAACCCGAUGAAAGACCCUCAGUCUACGACCAGGCUCCCCCUCUGGCUGAAAAUCCUCGUCAGAUGGCCGGUCCA
Dibothriocephalus latus is the source of this 561-nucleotide messenger RNA. The record is from the annotation of a GenBank genome assembly. Lineage: Eukaryota; Metazoa; Platyhelminthes; Cestoda; Diphyllobothriidea; Diphyllobothriidae.